CUAGAAACAGGUGCGAAACGCAAACGCCCGCGCUGCGCGCUAAUUCGUUGCCUCUAGGUUGUAGCGCAACUGAAGCAAAUGCAAAUGCAAAGCAUGUUUGGUGUAGCCUCCUCUCUUCUUGCGGUAUGAUUUUUACUUGAGAAAGAGGAAGAUCGCGUUCUCGACCUGCACUGCUUAUUCCACACUUGGUCCCCCUGUGGAACUUCUUUCAGUGAGCUCCUCUUGGUGAAGCUCUUAGUUUCAGCGCAUGUUCAAGCGGCUUCUCUUGGUAUGAAGAUCGAUGAUGAACUGCCUUCACAGCCAGAGACUUUCCUUGCGACGAAAAAGAUGUCUUUUCACUUUCUCGACUUUAGUGCGAUGGAAAAUAUAUGAUAUCUUGCGAAGUUAAGUAUAAUAGAGCGUCGUAAUCAAGAAAGAAAGUCGUGGCUUUGUUUUUAUGACAUCAAAAUUUUGUUUUUGCUGGAAGAUAUCAAUCCUACAUAAAAAAAGAAGAACUAGAGGCUUCUUGCGUUAGAAGCGCCGUGGAAGAUCUCCUUGCCUCCACGACCAUCAGGGACAAAGAAAGAAAAUGGAAAUCGAUCAAGACAAUCGCUUCGGAUCCUACGCUAGGACGAACAACAUGGCCUCUACUUCGGCCAUGAAGCGCGGCGGAGUAGUUUCGCCAGGUACAGGCGUGUUAGACAAUCGAUUUCGGCCGCAGCUGAAGCGCCAGAAAACCAUUGACGAAAAGGAUGAGCAUAACUUGACGGGUGGGCCACCGAACUACGGCUACACAAGUGUGCAGAGCACUGGCGCGGUGUACACGAUCGGCGGAAGCAGCAGCAGCACUGCUGGUAGCUACGCGCCGUCAAGUACAACAGCAGGCGCCAACUUCAGUGCCCGCUCGCUCGAUGCAGCGAUGCGCGAACGAACCUACCAAGGCGCGGGAUCCGCGGGUCUGCACUGGUUCAAUGCCUCGAAUUCCAACAACAACAGUCGUCGCGGAUCGCAGGAGCGGUACCACACACGCAAUUAUAACCCGCCUCCGCGUGCCGGCGUCAAUAAUUUCGGGACCUACUCUUCCGCGAACGGAACGCACCACGACCUCCCGGGAGCUGCCCCCGCCAGUCCGCAGCGGGCCGGCGGGCGGCGAAGUGGCGGCGGUACAAACGGCCAACAUCGUGGUGGAAGUUACAACGGGGGUCAGCAUAGGGCGGUGAGUGACCUGAUUGGCUCCAUCUGGGAUGUCUGCAAGGCGGUCGAGUCUUGCGAUCUGGAAAACUCUGAGUUCGCAAUCGAUGCUCUCGCUGUGCCGGCCGUUCUAGGUAAUAUCAGGUUGCUUCUUGCUACUUUUGUUUCAUCGAGAAGAUCGGCGCGAGACCUGAAGAACUCUUCUGUGUGUUAUUUUGCUUUUUAACAAUUUUGUCUUCGUUUCAUCUACUCCUGUGUCCAAGCCUGUUUGUGUCGAUAACGAAGACCAAUGGAGGCCCAAACAGAGCGAAAGACAAAGCUAGGAAAAUUUUUUUCCUCACUUCCUUCACCGAAGGUGCUCGUGGUUUUCACACCAUAGCGCGCGCAUUUGGUCUGACGAAGUUGCAGCCCACGUGGAAGGAAAGCCGGCUCGGACAGCGAAGGCCGACGCUAAUCAGUUUCCGUCCUGGGCCUGCGUCAGGUGGUGUGAGGUGUGUCGUCUACGAAGAUGCGACGUUGUCUUCGUCCUCCUCCAGCAGUGCCUCUGCAAAGCGGAUGUACCCUCACACGACAGGCUCAUCUUCGUCGAGUUCUUCCGGGAGCAGUGGUAGGACCAAGAUUUGCCGGGAGGUGACCGAGCAAGAACUGGAAAAGUUCAUUGCGGUCGAAAACGAGCGCUGUGGCGAUCGCGUGCUGAUCGCCAGCCCGGUUCGCGUAGAAAUUAUCACGCCAGAGGUGCGUGACGAGAUCCAGAUUUUGGACCUCCCGGACUAUCCCGCGGCCGGAGCGACGGGCAGGCGGGCGCGCACCAGCAGUCAAUUCAACAUCGGAGCAGGCGCUGGCGGACGGUAUUUUUAAACGUUUUUUACGCGAAGGAAAGCUUGCUUCCUUGCAGAGAUUUCAUCCUUUUUAUUUUUUACAUUUCGACUUCGAGGUCGUGCUACUGCUACUGCUAUCGCUUCCCCUCAGGCUUUCCACCACAAUGAUAGAUCAGCGUGCGAGAAGAUGAAAAACAACUGAUGGAAAGUGAUCGUGAUCAAUCCUGAACCAAAAUUAUAAAUUCCCAAAUACAAGAACUUUUGAUUUUCGCAGGCCGCUGCACUCGCAGACAGGUGGCCACUACCCGUUCAGCUCUCAAAAUGCAAACGCCUUUGACCACCACUCGAGCGAGGUGAACGCUUGGCCAGGUUGGGUCCGCAAACUGUGCCGCGGCAAGCCAGUAAUCCUGGACCAGCCCGCCAGUCACGCUGAGCAGGGGAAAGAGUACUUUCUGCUUCCGAUACCAGACCUUAUCUACGACAUUUAUGGCUCAUCUGCCGAUGGCGACGCUGAUGUGAAUAUGGGCGGAGGAGCAGGAACAAGAACAGACGCGCAACAAGACCAGAUCAUGCAUGACCUCCCUGCACCAGAUGAUCCAGGUGCGAAUCCAUUGACGACACCACGAAUCGCGGACGCAGGAGGUGCUGCAGACGCGGACAUGAAAGACGUCGACGGGCAGGAUGGAAACCACGGCUCAUCUUCAAAGGGGGGCGCCGUAGUUGCUAAUACCGUCCGCAAAACGUCCAACGUCGCCAUCAUAAACGGCGACCAAGACGACCACGACGGUGGAGCGGCCGACACCGCACUUCAAAGCGGGCAAAUUUUCCGGCCGACGAAACGGGUUCGCUUCUUCAGCGCCCGGGACAGUUUGGUCGCGUAUCUGCUCGCUUACCACGAGAAAAACUUCGUGAACCGCGUCGCGCCCUUGUGGGGGAAGCUGAUGCACUCGAAGCUGCAGAACUUGGACCAGCAGCACCGCGAGGUAUUGCAGCUCGACCGGAACAUCGAGACCACUAUCAUCCUCGCACGCAACGCUGGCGCGAGCGUUGCAGCCUGUUCGUCGUUUCUGCUGGACGGCAGCAUACGACAGAACUCGUUUUCAGCACCAUCAUCUGGGCAAGGACAAUAUUCCAGCCGCGGUAGUUCAUCUCCCACGGUUGCUGGUCAAACCCUUUUGGAGGAGCUCGUGCAGUUUGGGAAGGACUUGGAGGAUGAGGAGCUGACAAACUAUGGCAACGCGAGCGAACCCGUUCAACUGCCAGAUUUGCGGUUCCAAACCUGGAGACAGUUGGGACAGUACUACGAAUCCCUUUCUACCGCGAACAGCGAGCACUUCUUCAGCGAGUCGCUGUCCGGCGGGGCCGCGCUGGCGCGCUUGCUGAAGGAGUGCGAGGCUAGUGUGCACUUCGCGCACCCCAAUCUGCCGAACAAGAUGGACGAGGUCUUGCAGUACUUGAAUAAGGAGCUGAGUCAGUGCGGGGGCGUCGGCUUAAACCAAACCACUUGGCAAGACGUGGUCACGAAGAUCUUCCAGUCCACAACUCAUGGCGUACUGCAACGCCAGGUCUCGUACGUCACGAAGAGGUUGCAGUGGUUUCUGACACGCGAAAAAUUUGCUAUCGUAAACUGGAUGAAGACCAUCAAGGUAUAAGCGAUGAAGUGAUUUCACCUCGUCGUGUUCUUAUUUCUAUCGUUGCUCUAGUACUCCUACUCUAAGAAUAUUCGCAGGCACUUCAUAUCGUUGCCAUGGAGAUGGAUCUCCGUGAUGCGCUCCCUUGCCAUGAUUUUUGCUGCUUUUUGUAUACAUCGAUGACUAUGAGUACUUAUGACAUCAGUCUACUUCCAGUGUCUGCUUGACACAUCAUGGAAAUGGCUCAACAUCGCAAAAAAUAAAAUAUCCAGUCGUCGUCAGACGAACCUUGGUAUAGUCGGCUAUAUGGGCAACAUGGGGAAUUGUUGGAAAAGCGUAACGAAAUCCGCAAGGCUGUCUAUGAGGCAUACGACGACGCCAUAGAGAAAAGCUGCCAAGCGUUUCAGCGAAUCGUGCAACAGAUGCUCUCCGCGAUCUACAACCAGCCCAAUGCGUACGCAUCAUGGUUUUAGUGAUGAAGUAGACUGUGAUCAUGCUUAUUGCUAAUUGCUUGACAUGCUGGAAUGUCGCGUUGUACGUGGUGCUUCUUCAUCUGCCUCGUCUCUGCCAAAAUUGUUGUAGUGCGAGUCUUCUGGUGACGAGCAGGGUGACGCUAUUGGCGCUAGCAUGUCUACGUCUUAUCAUGGCAAGAUGAGCACACUUACAGCCAGAUACGUGGUUGGCCCGAAAUCAUGCGCCCCAAACUCACAGGUUCAUUGCGAAACAGACGAUCAAGGAGAACGACAUAGACGAUGUGGAGGAGUUCACAAAUUAUGUCCUGGCCUACAUUCAGCCCAACGAGGAGACGGAGCAUCUUCCGCCGCAGCGGAAGAUCAUCCUGAAGCUGGAUCCUAAGUGCCGGCUCAACAUCACGAGGCAGAUUGUCGUGGACUUAACCAAGAAAAGAAAAGGGACCGGAUACUGCUGCGUGGUGGGCCGUAAUCCGACGCUCGUCACCGAACACAUCGACGAUCUGCGAAUUUCCUCCACACAUUUCGCGUUGUGCGUCCACCAGGGCCGCAUGGUAGAAAACUUAAGCUCAAGGACGUGUCCUUGGAGAAAGCGAGAAGCUCUGCUAUGUAUUCCAUUCCCUGAAGAGCGCGUUCAAGCUCAGGACGAUAGUAUUGUCCUUGUCCUGCUCUAACAAGUUCAAGUGAAUGACUUCUAUUCGAACAACGACCAGGUCAUGAAUGCACCACACCUAAGAACAUAUUACACCAGGUUCUGGCUGACAUGAGCAGCAAUGGGACUUUUGUGACCCGCGCCGACGGGUUGACUACCCGCGUCGGGCGCGACAGCACGGCGGAGAUUGCCAUCGGCGAGCGCAUUGGCGUGCUGAAUGGACCCAGCAUUCCGGAGGAGGAGCACAUCUGGUACACGGUGGAAGAGUACAACCCGGACGGAAUCAACCAAAGUACGAUCAUGCGCGGCGAACAGCAGAAUCCCAAUGACAUGGAAGACGUCUCGAUGGUUCAGAUCGACCCCGCGAUGGUGCGCCCGGUGGUCUUGGAGACCGACCAGCGAAAGCGGGUGCGGGCGGCAAUCACCCGCGUCCAGGCCGAAAUGGACGUGAAAAGGUAUAAAGUAGACGCUCUUCUUGUUGUCGUUGUGGGCGAAGCCGGUCCUCGUGAACUGUUCCAGUUUCAAAAGGUUCUAGUCUUGAGCUAUUUUAUUUCCAACAGUACUCCUACCGCUACUGUUACUGUAGCAGUAGCUACUUGCUUCGUGCCCAUGUGGCUUAAUACAAUCCGCAGCUGCAAAUACCUUGAUUCGUAGCCUUCCGAGUAUCUGAAGCUAGUAAGUACUUAGCUAUGUUGUAUUCCUAUUCCUUCCUUGAUCGUUUGACAUCUUCAUUUUCUCAAUGCCACAAACCACAAAACAGGAAAAGCAUGGACUCACUUAGCAAGCUGGAUCGUCGGUUUGACCAACAGGAAGUCGAGAAGUACCUCCCUGUUGCCGCGGACCACAUUCUGAGUGCCUUUCUGCAAAUCAAACGGUGGGUCGCGACGCAUGUUGGGUUGUUCGCGCAUGCAUUCCUUAUAAAACCACUGCGCAAUCAUUUGCUCGAGGCCAUGAGCCACCUAACCAUCAAGCCCUCGAGCAAAGAAAACAUCUCCGCAGAGGAACAGCUCUGGAAGGAACACGCCGCGCACUUGAAUGACAUCGAGCGGCAGCAGCACCGAAUCCAGGAGGCACUGGACGAUCUGCUUUUCCACCAAAGAAGCAUCUUACGUCGAGGCAAGCAAAGCUUCAACAUCUAAAGCUGCAGCAUUGAGGACGCUUCUGACUGCCGAGUGCAAAGUAGAGUAGGUUAAAGUUGCUUGCUCGUCCUCUCCAAAAUUAUCGUUAUUCUGAUUCCUUCACUGAGAAAGUAGUCUCAGAACGAGAAAGUAUUGAAAGGUAUUCAAGAAGUCCAGCUCGAGCCUCAUCGUCGCGCUCGCGGUCGAGGUUGAUGUAUUAAUCGCAUUUUCCGCCCGCAGAAGUAUACCUAAAGGUAUGCGUCUGUUUCUUUGCUCAGGACGACAUGUCGUCCUGAACCUGAUGAAGAUGUGUCGGGGAAACUGGAACAGAGCUGCUUCAGUACUAAUC
Molecule: messenger RNA, 6208 nt
Organism: Amoebophrya sp. A120
Lineage: Eukaryota; Dinophyceae; Syndiniales; Amoebophryaceae
Source: the annotation of a GenBank genome assembly